AAGGACUACUUCCCGUACGAGCAGAAGGAACCGUUCGUCUACUCCCACCUGGUGGGCCUCCUGCUCUCCUUGCUGCCGGCAUCGCUGGUCAGCGUCGGAUACGGCGCCAACAGGGUGUUCGGCGCCUCCCUGCUGACGCUGUCGGUGCUGCUCGAAGUGGCCCCUCUGGCCAUCCACCUCGGCAUCCACGGACUGGCAGGAGCGCAGUUCCUCAACGGAGCAGCCGAGGGGUUCCUGGUGACAUCCCUGUAUGGUGUGCUGGCUGAUUGGACUCCCGUCGACGAACGAACGACGAUGUUCGCCGUCCUCACAUCCACUACCCUGCUUGGAGGCCGGUGCAUGUUUGAAGCGGUCGAAUUCGAAUUCGUGACGUCACCUGUGAUAUACGCAAACGUCACGUUGGGUCUCGCCUGGUUCGGCCUCUGGUACCUGCUGUUUUUCGACGAUCCCUAUAACAAUGAGUCGGUGACUGAGGACGAGCGGCUUCGCAUCACCGAGGGAAAUGGCCGGACACUGUCGGACUCACAAGUGCACCGCGUCCCCUGGCACCAGAUUCUUCGCAGCACUCCCGUCCAUCUGGCGUGCCUGUGCGUGGCGGCCGGCAUGGCGGAGCAACGGCUGGGCAAAUACAACUACCUCAUGUACCUGGGAGGCGUUACCAGCUUUCCUGCCCUGUCUUCGGUGCUGGCGCUGGCAGCGGCCGUGGUGACAAGCGGCGUGGUGAGCGACCUGCUGCGUGACAAGGGCUGGCUCACCACCACUGGUACCAGGAGGCUCACCUGUUCAGGAGGAUUGAUUAUCCACGCCUGCGCAACGAUGCUACAAGGGUUGAAGGAAAACCAUUGGAUAGAACACAUAGCCAUGACAGCCCUGGGAGUCUUCUUCGUAGGGAUCGAGACGAGUCACGUGGACCUGGCGCCCCAGCACGCGCCCGUACUCAAAGCGCUUUCGGCCACCACGCUCGAGGUUGUGCUGGGCGGCAUCAGCGUGUUCGUCAUCGCCGAUGCAUCUUCCCUCACGGGCCACCGACUGGCGCACGUCUUCAUUCCGGUGGCACAAGUGGUGGCCGCCCUGCUGUACCUGUUGUACGGCCGCGCAGACUGCAGCCCUGGCACGGGCAGCGCCGCGGGCUUCUCUCUCUCAGUCGCAAGCCGCUGCCGGGUAGAGAGUGAGGAGGACCGGAAAGGAGCGUCGCUGCUGAGGCUAGCUGUGAGAAAGUCAGAGGGGAACGAAAGGGUGACGACCGAGGAAUUGGAGCUGCAGCAGCAGCAGCAGCAGUACGGACCAGCCUGGUUGCUCAGCAAUAGAGUAGCUUCAGCUACUACGCUCGUUCCGGCAGCACACUGGAGUCGGGUCAGCGACCUGUAA
This is a messenger RNA of Rhipicephalus sanguineus (brown dog tick), 1368 nucleotides long. RefSeq names its product vesicular glutamate transporter 1-like. The coding region runs from base 295 to 1368 and encodes 357 amino acids. Gene Ontology annotation, biological process: monoatomic anion transport. The record is from RefSeq and is a predicted model, not a curated record. NCBI's taxonomy places the organism in Eukaryota, Metazoa, Arthropoda, Arachnida, Ixodida, Ixodidae. The transcript is spliced from 12 exons. Gene Ontology annotation, molecular function: transmembrane transporter activity.